AUGUCGAGCUUCUCCAGAGUGUUUAUGCGCGCGGCCCGCUACCAGCGUGGCGUCAACCCGGUUCAAAAUGCGCUGGGAAUGCAGGGCACCAGCAGAUACAUGAACGGCAUACGGAACUAUGCUGCUUUCACCCGUGACAAGCCGCAUGUCAACAUUGCCGCCAUCACCAAGCGACAAGCCGAGAAGGGCUACGCAAAGUUCCUCGAAUAUGGCUCCAUCGACAAGGCGCCUGAGGAGCGCAAGCGUGGUAUCACCAUCGCAACCGCCCACAUCGAGUACUCGACCGACAACCGCCACUAUGCCCACGUCGACUGCCCCGGUCACGCCGAUUACAUCAAGAACAUGAUUACCGGAGCUGCCAACAUGGACGGCGCCAUUAUCGUCGUCGCCGCCUCGGACGGCCAAAUGCCCCAGACCCGUGAGCACUUGCUGCUGGCCCGCCAGGUCGGCGUGCAGAAGAUUGUCGUCUUCGUCAACAAGGUUGAUGCGAUCGAGGACAAGGAGAUGUUGGAGCUCGUCGAGAUGGAGAUGCGCGAGUUGCUCAGCAGCUACGGCUUCGAGGGCGACGAGACGCCCAUCAUCAUGGGCUCUGCGCUCUGUGCGCUCGAGGGCCGCGAGAAGGAGAUUGGCGAGCAGCAGAUUGACAACCUCCUCGAGGCUGUUGACUCUUGGAUCCCGACCCCGGCUCGUGACACCGACAAGCCCUUCCUCAUGGCCGUCGAGGACGUCUUCUCCAUCGCCGGCCGUGGAACCGUCGUCUCGGGUCGUGUCGAGCGCGGCGUGCUCAAGAAGGACAGCGAAGUUGAGCUCGUCGGCAAAGGCAGCACCAGCAUCAAGAGCAAGGUCACCGACAUCGAGACCUUCAAGAAAUCCUGCGACGAGUCGCGCGCAGGCGACAACUCCGGCCUUCUCCUGCGCGGCGUCAAGCGCGAGGAUGUACGUCGCGGCAUGGUCGUCUCUGUGCCAGGCAAGGUCAAGGCGCACAGCAAGUUCCUCGUCUCCAUGUACGUGCUGAGCAAGGACGAGGGCGGCCGUCACACAGGCUUCGGCGAGAACUACCGCCCGCAAAUGUUCAUCCGCACUGCGGACGAGUCGUGCGCGCUGCACUGGCCCGAGGGCACAGAGGAUGCCCACGAGAAGCAGGUCAUGCCCGGCGACAACGUCGAGAUGGUGUGCCAGCUGCACCAGCCGCACGUGCUGGAGACGGGCCAGCGCUUCAACAUGCGUGAGGGCGGACGAACAGUCGCCACGGGUCUGGUCACGCGUGUCUUGGAGUAA
This is a messenger RNA of Parastagonospora nodorum SN15, 1278 nucleotides long. RefSeq lists its product as hypothetical. Gene Ontology annotation, molecular function: GTP binding; translation elongation factor activity; GTPase activity. Gene Ontology annotation, biological process: mitochondrial translational elongation. The transcript has 2 exons. The record is from RefSeq and is a predicted model, not a curated record. Lineage: Eukaryota; Fungi; Ascomycota; Dothideomycetes; Pleosporales; Phaeosphaeriaceae. Gene Ontology annotation, cellular component: mitochondrion. Bases 1 to 1278 code for a protein of 425 amino acids.